This is a messenger RNA of Punctularia strigosozonata HHB-11173 SS5, 2946 nucleotides long. RefSeq names its product ku80-like protein. The record is from RefSeq and is a predicted model, not a curated record. Lineage: Eukaryota; Fungi; Basidiomycota; Agaricomycetes; Corticiales; Punctulariaceae. Gene Ontology annotation, biological process: double-strand break repair via nonhomologous end joining; cellular response to X-ray; cellular response to gamma radiation. The transcript is spliced from 11 exons. Gene Ontology annotation, molecular function: double-stranded DNA binding; telomeric repeat DNA binding; damaged DNA binding. Bases 1 to 2595 code for a protein of 864 amino acids. Gene Ontology annotation, cellular component: Ku70:Ku80 complex; nucleus.
AUGCCUGCCGAAAGGGCUGGGUACACAGUCACGAUGUUCCUCGUGGACAUCUCGCCGUCCAUGGGCAAGCUUCGCGAGGUCGAGCUUCCACCCGGGCCCAAGGGCGAGCGCCGCACGACGGAGGUUACCAACCUCGAGUGGGGACUGCAGUUUGUCAAACUCAAGAUUCAAGAGAUGAUAUUCCACGGCCGCAAGACCGAGCAAUGCGGCGUCAUCCUCUUCGGUACCGAAGAAACGCACAACCUGGUGCACGACCAGAUGAAGAGCGGAUACGAGCACGUUUCGGAGUAUAUCCCCAUUUCACAACCGAAUGCAGGAACGCUCGCUAAACUGUCUAAACUACAACCAAGCGAGGUCUCCGGGGAUCCUAUCGACGCCCUCAUAGUGGGCCUCGAGGCGCAGGCGCAGUACCUCGGGAAGAAGAAAACCUGGACGCGUAAAAUUGUCCUGCUCACCGAUGGCGAGAGCCCUAUGGAGAUUGAGGACUGGGAGGCCACGGUGCGAAAGAUGAACGACAUCGGCGUCAGCCUCACCAUCGUUGGUAUUGACUUCGACGACGAUGACCUGCCCUUCCACGAGGAAGGAAAGUCACGCACCAAGGCCGCCAACGAGCAGUUCUACCGCUCUUUCGUCGCCGAGCUCGAGCACGGCAUCGUCGGUACCUGCGCCCUCGCGCUGCGCGAGAUCACUCGACCGGACAUCAAGGAAACCAAGUCGGCAUUGACGAGCACGAUGCUGCGCCUGGGAGACGUUGACGCGCGUCCGGAGGAAGCGCUCGAGCUGGUGGUGCGCACGAGCAAGUGCACGGCGCUCGCGCGGCCGAAGGGCUGGAAGCGGUUCGCCCCCGUGCGUAAACGGCGCGAUGGGAUGGAUGUAGACGAGGAUGGAGAUCGGGACGGCGGGGAAGAAGUGGGCGAGAAGGUGGCGUGGACACAGCUCGCGGCGCGCACGGAGUACUACGUCGGGAAUCAGAAGGAUGAGGACGGCGAGGACGGUGGGGACCACACCGACGACGAGAGUGCGAAGGACGGCGAGAACGGGGACGGUGCGAAGGUGGAGAAGGAGGACCUCGUGCGCGGGUUCAAGUACGGCGCGACGUACGUGCCAUGCCCCGAAGGCGCGUUCCCCAGGCUGGAGACACGGAAGGGAAUCGACAUCUGCGGCUUCUUCAAGGCCAAGAACUUUCGACGCGAACUCGCGAUGGGCGAGGUGUACUAUGUCUGGGCGGACCCGGCCGUUCCCGCUCAGCAGAUCGCACUCUCGAGCAUCGCUCAGGCGAUGGAAGAGAAGGGCGUCAUGGCGAUCGCUCGCUGGGUGAGUCGCGACGGCAUGGACCCCAAGAUGGGUGUGCUCGCACCGAGCGUGUUUGAAAAGAUCGAUUGUCUGCUCUGGGUCCAGAUGCCUUUUGCGGAUGACGUGCGGAAGUAUACGUUCGCCUCACUUGAUACGCUGAUCAACAAGAACGGCGAGGUGGUGGAGGAGCACGCGUAUCUCCCGACGCCCGAGCAGCAGGACGCGAUGGAUGCCUUCGUCGAUGCCAUGGACCUGAUGGAAGCGGGCGAGAAAGAUGAAGAAGGUAAUCGCUAUCCAUGGUACGACACCCGCCUAUCGUAUAACCCCGCGAUCCACCGCACGAAGCAAGCGCUCUUCCACUCCGCUGUCGCGCAAGACCUGAAUUCCAAUCCGCUUCCGCCGCCCCAUCCUGAGUUGUUGAAGUAUUUCGAGCCGCCGAAGAAGGUGCUCAAGCGCGCCGCGCCGGCGAUCGAGCACGCCAAGGCCGCCUUCAAAGUUCGCGAGGUUCCGAAGAGGGUUGCGAAGGGCCGGCAAGAUGGACACCGACGCGCGCGGGAUGAGGACGAGGACGUGCUCCUCCUUGACAAGUUCGCGGGCCCGAACGGGCGCACGCAGUCGCAGUCGCAGGUUCAGCAGACGCAGGAACUCGCGGAAACGGAGCGGGAGCGGUCGCAGCGGCGGCCGAAGCGCAAGGCGGCGGACAGCGAGACGGAGUCCGAGUCGGAAGAGGAGGCGCUCCUGCUGGACGCGGCGAAGCCGCAGACGGAGUCGAAGGUCGGGAAACCCGUGUCGAAGCGGAACGCGGCGCAUGGACGCCCGCCUCCUACGCCGCCCGCGGAAGACGGGGCGCGGAUGGACGUCGACCCCGGCGCGGAGUCGCAAGCGGACGUCGACCCUGGGCUCGAGCCGGGUCGCAUCGUCGGCAUGACGUACCCGCUGGAGGACUUCAAGAAGAAUAUUGCGCGCGGGGACGUGGUGACGAAGGCUGUCGAGGAUCUCGCGGCGGUGAUUAUGGAGAUCGUGAUGCGGCCGUUCUCGGGCAGGAGGCGGAUGGAGAUGGUGGAUUGCAUGCGCGCUAUGAGGGAUACGUGUUUGAAGGAGGAUGAAAUCGACGCAUGGAACCAGUUCCUUAGGAAUCUCAAGGACCAGUGCAUAUCGCAGUCGCCAGGAAACCGCGAGUUCUGGAGUAGCGUGGCAGAGGAAGGUCGAGAACUCAGCUUAAUCAGCGACAAGGAGGCGAAACAGCAUGGCGGGCGAUCGUCGGUAUCUGAAAAGGAGGCAACGAAUUUCAUGAAAGCGUGAAUUCCCCAUUUAGCUGAUAUACAGUACAUCUAAUAUAGUCCAUUGUGUUUAUCUAUGAGCGAUGUAUGUUAUUCCUUGGCUUCGUGUCCUGGACAGUCCUACGUAGAUCGUGUCCGGCGAUUAGCACUCGGCUAGAAUACGAUCCAAUCCCUCCCGAGUCGAAGCGGCGUCAAACUUUCCAUUAUUGCCGCUCACCGCGACGCACUUCACGCCCAUCAUCGUGACCGUAUCCACGUCCACUUGAACGCUAGAUUCUUCGAGAUAUACAAGAUGGGUGACGAACGCGGACGUAGGGUAGUCCGCCAUGGCCGCGAAUUGGGAGGUGGCGCCCGACUUGCCGUCGUUGCGCGG